Molecule: messenger RNA, 2688 nt
Organism: Lodderomyces theae
Lineage: Eukaryota; Fungi; Ascomycota; Pichiomycetes; Serinales; Debaryomycetaceae
Product: leucine-rich repeat domain-containing protein
Exons: 3
Coding region: 1-2688 (895 amino acids)
Cellular component (GO): cytoplasm
Molecular function (GO): protein kinase binding
Source: RefSeq, a predicted model, not a curated record
AUGACCACCCCUGAAGGCCAGAACAGAACUACGGGCCAUGCACACGAGCAACAUGACCCGCAUUCGCAAUUUCCUCACCAAUUUCCACAAAGAAGCAACCAACCUUUAGGAGCAAAUGCAGGAAAUCUGCGAGGAUCUACAAGAAAAAGCUCAUCAACAAAUAGAGUAAGGCGCAAUUCGGAGCCCUUGUUGAGAAGUGAACCAGAAAGAAGCGCAACGCGUGAUGCAGACGAAGGAGAAGAAGAUUUCAACACCACACUUCGUUUUGAUGAGAAUAAUCACAUACACCGUACUUCUUUUCAAGAUAGCUACGAUGACCAGGACCGAAAUGCUAGCUACCACGACAGCGACCAAAACACAAGCAUGAGCGAGGACAAUAUCAGCACCAUUCCGUUAAAGUCCAUCAUUUCCAGGCAGUCAACUAAAAACCCAUCCAUUUUGAGCACAGAUGUCAACAAUGAUCGUCUGUCUUUAAUUGCAUCAACUGCAGAGACUUCAAUCGCACCAAGUGUCCAAACACCAGGCACUAAUUUUACUGCGAUGCCUCAUCAACAUCACACAACAAACCUUGACACCACGGACGAAAAUAGUACUACCACUGGCCACAGCACAGCCCCCACUUCAGUCACAACAAAUACCGCACUUUCUGCUGGUGCGAGCCAAGCUCCGUCCGCUGCCAUACAAGAAGGUGAUAACGAAUCGAUUGUCACACUAGCCAGUUCUUCAAGAAGAAGGCGGAGAAGAACGAGUUAUAUUAGAAAAAACGAAGAGGCUUUGGCCAAUGGAUUGCUAUGCUUCAGCAAAAACAAAACAACUGUUAACAAAAUUAAACCUAUAAGAUUGACAUUCACUAUCCACCAUCUAUAUUAUCUCACUGAGCGCAUAGACCAAUCAACUUUGGGAGUAGACGUGGGCCCUUUGAAUGUCAAGUUGGAUAACCCAAAUCACGAACCGACGUUUGUUUCAUUUAUGGCCAACAACGCCAGGUCAUCGAGGCACUUUGACAGUGAUGCCCGCUCGAUAACCUCCAUGAAUUCCAUGAAGUCCAUCGUCUCGAGUGCAUCUGUUUAUUGGAAAUCGUUUUCGUUGAGUAACGAUCCAAAAGUCAUCAAGAAAGAUAUAAAAUACUUGUACUCGUCGUUCACCAAGAUACCAUGUUUAAUUCUCACCCCAAAAACCAAAAUAAACAGUAUCAGCUCGUAUGAAGAAUAUCCAUGCGAUACAUCUGUCCCCAUCAAAAUGUUCAAGAAUUUGCAAGUAUUGGAAUUGAUUGAAUACGAACCUAAUGAAAUAUUCGGAUGGAAUUAUUUGAGCGACCAAUUGCGAAUCUUGAUUAUCAGGAAAAGCAAGAUAACCGAUAUGGCAGAAGUAUUGUUCCAUUUGGUUUUUGAAGAUGCAAAUGGAAGAUCCAGUUUUAACACUGCAAAGAGGAGAUCGAUUCAACUUGAGCCACCGUUUGAAUUGCGAACGUCCGUUGAGGAACUGAAUGCCGCCUUCAAGCACAAAAGAGAUCGCGGGAAUACGCACACAUCCAGUGGAGCUGGCUCCAUUGGUGGUGGUGGUGGUGGUGGUGGUGAUGGUAGUCACUCUGAUUGCGACGCACACAAGUGGCUGGUAUUAAAACAACUAACGAUUCUGGAAACCUCUAUUUCUCACAUUCCUAGGGAGACAUUGAAGCCAUUGGUGAAUUUGGUCAAGUUGAAUUUAUCAAAUAAUCUCUUGGAGGAAUUGCCUGAAGGACUCGAUCAACUUGUUAAUAUCAAGUACUUGAACCUUGCUGAUAACUUCAUAACCAGCUUAAAGAAUCUUCCAUCAAAUCUUGCGCAUCUACUCACCUUAAACCUUAACAACAAUAAACUAACCACUUUAGACGGGUUGGAUAAUUUAGUUUCAUUGGAGAAGAUCGACUUGCGGAGGAACAAUCUAUCCGCAGUGAAAAGUUUAAAAUCAUUGCUUUAUUUGGUGGGGGCCACCAAGUUUGAUAAUGCAUACUUAUCCCACAAUCCUUUGCCCAAAAACUAUAGAGUUGAAUUAUUCAACCUCUUCAAUGGAGUCAAGUACAAAAACAACAUAAAAAUUGAUGAUUCAAGGCCCGGUUACUUUGAAAAAGCGCAGUUGUUGGAUGAAGAGAAUGCAGCUAAAAAUUUGGCACAAUUUAUGGGGGCCCAAAGUUCAACUCACCGACGUCAAAGCUCUACUCAAUUACUAGAGUCUAUGUUGUCGGCUAAAACUCUUGUCACAACCGAGGUAAAUGAAACUGACACAACAUCGGUAUAUAUCGAAAAAGCUAAAGAUUCGGUAAAUUUACCACCCAGCCCUGCGUCUAACGAAAACGAAAUAGUCCAAGCAAUUCGAAGUCUUCAGUUGGAUACUUCUACUAAACGCAGUCCACUACAACCAGUUACUGCUCCGGCAAAAGUAAAGAGGUAUGAUUUGUCCCACACAAUUUUAUCAAACUCGAUCUCGUUACUAUCACAACCAAGUUCUCCUUUGCACGCAAAUUCAAAUAUAAUGAACAAGAUUGAGUCUCCGAACCUGAUCAAGACCACUCACUUGAACUACUCCAGCUCAUCUAUACCGUCCACCCCUUCCAUGAAGAGAUCUACUACGUUGGUCGACGUUGAAAAUCAUAAUCCUGCACCUAGUAUCGUCACGCCAGUUCAAGUCACUGCUAGAAUGAGCACCUGA